AGCCGGCUCCCUCCUUCGCCACAACCAAGGCACAGACUCGCCACAAAACUCGCCGCGUCACUCCCCAACUCGGCCCAAGAAAACAGACAUGCGACCAUCAAGCUGGAAAGCAUCCCUCUCCGCAAAACUUUACGCUUUCGUCUCGCCAUGGCAAGCAGCACGGAGGACCCCGCUUUCGCAUUCACGACGCACACAUCAGUGGAGGCCUUCUCCGUCUCCCCGCCCGUCUUCCUAGACUGCUACUUCCCACUCCCCGGCUCCAGUGACACCUCACGGCCGCCUGCGCCGGUCUUUCUUGCGACGGGCGCGAUCGUCUUUGACCGGCCACUCCCCAACAACAACUUCCAUCCUGGGUCGGCCGGCGUCGACGUCUCCGCUAGCGCGGGUGCCCUACAUGAAGCUCUGACGCCCAACCCCAACUCUGAUUCCGCAAAGCCACCCCGAGUGCUGCUGAUCCAGCGAGCCGCACAUGACUCCAUGCCGCUCCGAUGGGAGACUCCGGGAGGCGGGUGCGAUGAUGACGACAUUAGCAUUCUGCACUCGUGCGCUCGCGAGCUGUUUGAGGAAGCGGGCCUGCAUGCUACCACCCUGGGGCCUGUGGUACGGGUGGGCUCUGUCUCCAGCUCAGAGGGCAUCCAUGGUGGUGAGUCAACGAAGAAACAGGCGCAUGAAUGGGGCGAGGACAUGGGCGGGCAGUUCUUCCGGACAAGACGAGGGAAGCUGGUCUGCAAGUUUUAUUUCGUCGCGGGGGUGCCCGAGGCGCGGACAGCUGAGGUGGUGGUUGACCCGAAGGAACACGUUGGCUAUGUCUGGGUGACCGAGGAGGAGGUUAGACAGAAGAAAGUGCAGGGGGAGGAGGGUGGGCUGGAUUUGGAGUUUACCACGCAGGCGCAGUGGGAGGUGAUCUUGACAGCGUUCCAUCUCUGGCAUGCUUAGGCACCUAGGCACCUGGUUAUACACAUUCAUAGAGUUUACGAGAGCUGAUAGAUAGACAGCGCCAACGUGCGUGAUAAGCGAGUCAGCCAGACAAGCGAGUCAGCCACUCUAACAAAAUUGAGUACAUGCAUGCGAAAAUGCGAUAAGAAAA
Molecule: messenger RNA, 1087 nt
Organism: Lasiosphaeria miniovina
Lineage: Eukaryota; Fungi; Ascomycota; Sordariomycetes; Sordariales; Lasiosphaeriaceae
Product: NUDIX hydrolase domain-like protein
Exons: 1
Coding region: 148-936 (262 amino acids)
Source: RefSeq, a predicted model, not a curated record